Messenger RNA from Oncorhynchus masou masou (cherry salmon), 3384 nucleotides. Its product is annotated as Y+L amino acid transporter 2-like. Bases 182 to 1714 code for a protein of 510 amino acids. Gene Ontology annotation, molecular function: L-amino acid transmembrane transporter activity. The transcript has 10 exons. Gene Ontology annotation, cellular component: membrane. Lineage: Eukaryota; Metazoa; Chordata; Actinopteri; Salmoniformes; Salmonidae. Gene Ontology annotation, biological process: amino acid transmembrane transport. The record is from RefSeq and is a predicted model, not a curated record.
CUGACUGUCCUGUUGCUACCUCUCAACUGUGUGAGCUCCUCCAGUUAUAUUUGAGUCAGGAAACUCAUCGUGGGGACAUGACUGGUCGACGUUUGAGCAUUCAGCCUUAGAAGAGGAAAAUCCCUGAUUCUCUGUUGUGACCCUUGUUCUCUUGAAGUCAACAGCUCCACAUUAAGGCAGAAUGAGAGAGAAGCUGGCUGCCAUGUCACGAUCGUUGUGCCCCGGCUCGCAGGCCGAGGCCAGCGGCGACCUAAAGACACCGAACGGCGGCGAAGAAAAGAUGCAAAUGAAGCGCGAGAUUUCCCUCCCCAAUGGCAUCUGCCUCAUCGUGGGCAACAUGAUUGGCUCUGGAAUCUUUGUCUCGCCUAAAGGCGUCCUCAUGCACAGCGGCUCUUACGGGCUAUCGCUAGUCAUCUGGGCUCUCGGCGGCAUCUUUUCCGUUUUCGGAGCACUGUGCUAUGCAGAGCUGGGAACCACGAUCACCAAAUCGGGCGCUAGUUACGCCUACAUCCUGGAGUCGUUUGGCGGUUUCCUAGCUUUUAUCAGGCUGUGGACGUCCAUCCUGCUCAUUGAGCCGGCCAGCCAGGCGGUCAUCUCGCUGACCUUCGCCAACUAUCUAGUGGAGGCGUGGUACCCCACCUGCCAGCCACCCUACGACGCCAUCCGCCUCAUUGCUGCUGCCUGCAUCUGCAUGCUUAUCUUUGUAAACUGUGCCUAUGUUAAGUGGGGAACCAUGGUCCAGGAUCUGUUCACCUACGCCAAGCUCAUGUCACUCAUCCUCGUCAUCAUAAUAGGUAUCAUGAAGAUAGCCAAAGGAGAAACCCAGAACUUUCAGAAUCCGUUUGAGGGUUCCUCCACGGAGCCUGGGUCUAUAGCUCUGGCCCUCUACUCUGCUUUGUUCUCCUACUCUGGCUGGGACACACUCAACUUUGUCACAGAGGAGAUCAAGAACCCAGAGAGGAACCUGCCUCUGGCCAUUGCUAUCUCCAUGCCCAUUGUGACCAUCAUCUACCUGCUUACCAAUGUGGCCUAUUACGUGGCUCUGGACAUGUCCUCUCUACUAGCCAGUGACGCUGUCGCCGUGACUUUUGGAAAUGCGGUCCUGGGACCGUUCAAAUGGAUCAUUCCCAUUUCCGUGGCCAUGUCCUGCUAUGGAGGACUCAAUGCCUCCAUCAUCUCUGCCUCCAGGUUGUUUUUCGUGGGGGCGAGAGAGGGACACCUUCCAAACAGUCUGAGUAUGAUCCAGGCGGAGCGCUACACACCUGUCCCCGCCCUCAUAUUCAACGGGUUGAUGGGCUUGAUCUUUCUGUGCGUGGAGGACGUGUUCCAGCUCAUCAACUACUUCAGCUUCAGCUACUGGCUCUACGUGGGCCUGUCUGUGGCCGGCCUCAUCUACCUGCGCUUCACUCAGCCAGACAGACACAGACCUGUUAAGCUCUCCCUGUUCUUUCCCUUUGUUUACUGCCUGUGCAGUCUGUUCCUGGUCAUCGUCCCUCUGUACGGCGAUACCAUUAACUCCCUCAUAGGGAUCGGCAUCGCCCUGUCUGGAGUGCCUGUUUACUACGUGGCCAUAUACCUGCCUGAGGACAGUAGGCCCAAGUUUAUAUGCAAAGUAAAUGCCUGGGUCACCAAAUACACCCAGAUCGUGUUGUACUGCUGUCUGACUGAACUUGAUGUGGAACCAGAGAAGCGAGAAGACAGCAAAGCUCAGUGAGGAGGCCUGGUGCCCCCCCCCCCCCCCCCCCCAUGCCACGCAUGAUGCACAUGCCUGGAACACGAAACCUGACUGAGCCGUGCGUGGACAAAGGCUGCACUGAAGGGUUGGCUGGUGGGGGCUCGAUGCCUGCCCAACUACCACAUUGCGUUCUCAAAGGCUUUCCAUGUCUUGAGGACAAAAGAGGAGCUGGUACUUGAUCAUGUGCGAAAGGAACUGAUAACUGUGGGAAUUGUUUUUGUUUUUUGCCGAACAUAUUAUAUUUUCCUGUAAGAGUAUGACUGCUCAUUGCGUAAUAUGCUCAUGGUAAUAUAAUAUCAUGUGCUUACCUGUGUUCUUCUUCAAGUGUUUAUACCUUAAUGUUCCUCCAAGAGGUUUACCUAGUUCUUUCUUUGGAUAGCACUUACAGUACACGUCCUACAGUUCUGACAGUCAACAGUCUUUGGCUUGUGUCUUCUUGUGCCGAGUCACUAAGUGGUGGUCUGACAAUGUUAUGACUUACAAAACAUGGCCGAAUGGACCAAUCGGUAUGCUGUAAAUUACAUACAGUAGAACUAAUCACAUAACACAUGUAUUAAUUGCAAUAUGAGCUCUCAAACAGGGAUUUGAUUAUUAAAGUGUUUGGUUUUGAAUUGCUCAAUGAUUAUAUUUCAACAUGCUAGUUCCUAAAACUGUUGUGGCCUACCAUUUUAUUUAGCUAGGCUUGGGCUCCAAUGCAACCCAUGUUUAUCUCAAUAUCAAAUCAUUUCUGGGUAACAAUUAAAUACCUUAAUGUGACUGUUUUUCAAUUAAAAUGGACAAAAAGAAACAAAAUAGCUUCUUAGCAAAGAGUAAUUUCUCAAGCAAGAAUUCUGCUAGGAUUAUCUGUGAGUGGUCUGAGUGGGGAGGGGAAAACUGAAAACUAGCCUUUAUUGACAGAGGUUUGAAACUUUCUUUUUGGUCUAUUAACCAAUUUACCACCUGGUGAUGUCACCGGGCAGACCAAUACGCCAUCCCACCAAAUCAGGCUGAAAUUUCAGGCAGUCUUUUAAAAACAGCUUUUUACAUGAAAAUGGCAUUAUCAUAAUUUUCACUAUUUCGCAGCAUUAUUCCAACUUCAUAGUGCAGACUUAUAUAUAAAACACAGGAAAUCACAUUUUUGAUAACACUAGGCCUUUAAAGCUCGGAGUUACUCAGUCAAUAGCACUGUAUAUCACUUUUAUAGUGGCCUGAAUCGUGUUUUAUUUUAUGUUUUCAUGAAGCUAGAGACUUAAAGUAGUCGUCAGGGCUAUUUGUAAAGUAUAAUCUUUCAAACCGUUUAGAUGUUAGGCAAUCUGGCACACGUGGACCACUGUCACAACUUUUCUUUGUUUCCUCAGCCCACCUUCUCCCUUUACCAACCUUGACCCUAUCCCUCUCUCCUUUACUCCAUGUCUUUUCCCUUGAUCAUUAUGUCUCUCUGUCUCGCUCUUCCUCGUUCUUGGGAGAUGUUACAACACCUGAUGAGGGUGUAGUUGUAACUUUUGACAUUUUGAUACAGAUUUGAUUGAUCCUUACCCAAAAGGUGUUUCUCUCUUGUUCCAUUUUUCGUUCUUGAGCAUACGAGUGAAAGCUGUGAUUAGUCAAAUCAUGUGUUGUUUCCUUGUUACCAUUAUUUUCUAGUAUGAAUUAAAUAUUGAAUAUCCAUUUUC